CCAUUUUGUCCAGGUCCAACGGAAGCUUCCUUCCUUCCUCUUCCACAGUCCACGCUCGCAAAAGACGACGGCCAUACGAAUACAAAAAGCUGCAGUUGAAAGCGUCACCGAUGUCUAUGACUCGCACACAACCUACAAUAAAUGCGCAGCUGGCCUUUUCUUUCUUUCCUCGCUGUGUCCCUCUCCCGGGCUACUUUUCCUCCGUUCCUUCCUCUUCUUCUUGGAAACCAACCGCCUCUUCCUCCUUUUCUCCACUUCUAUAAAUCUAUUUCAAUACCUCCGCCUUGGCUUGAUUCGUUCUCAAUUACCCCUUGACAUGGAUUUCUCUACUCCUUCUUCUACUACUGCUUCCUCUUCUUCUUCUUCCUCCUCCUCCUCCUCCUCCUCUUCUACUUCUUCUGGGACCUGGGGAGAAGGAGGAGGUGGUAGCUACAGCUCCAUGGUUUCUGAGAUGGUUAGAAGGGUGAUCUGUGCUAUAGUUACCUGUGUUUUUGCCAUAGUUGGUUCAUUCGUAGGGGCUGUGACGGGUGCUUUGAUCGGCCUAGCGACUGAGAGUGGAUUAUUCCGAGGUGCUGGAAUUGGGGCUAUUUCUGGAGCUGUUUUCUCAAUCGAGACUGUCGAAUCAUCUCUUGAUCUUUGGAAUUCCAAUGAAUCAGGGAUUUGGAGUAUCCUAUACUUGAUGGACAUCAUCUCUAGUCUUUUGAGUGGAAGGCUUGUUCGAGAUAAGGUUGGACCUGCUGUCCAAAGUGCAGUACAGAGUCAGAUGAGUGCUAUGGAUUCACCCUACAUUGAGAUUCGUGAUUUCUUUGAAACUGGAGGUACCGGGGGAAUGUCGGAGGAUUCUGUAGACAAGCUUCCAAAGAUUAAAAUUACUUCAGAUGACAAUGUGGAUGCCUCAGGUGAUAGAAUCUGCUGUUCAGUGUGCCUGCAGGACUUCCAAAUUGGAGAGACGGCGAGGAGCUUGCCUAAGUGUCGGCACAUAUUCCAUUUACCAUGCAUAGAUAACUGGCUUACUAGACAUGGUUCUUGCCCUCUAUGCAGAAGGGAUAUUUAGAAGGAAUACAAACCUACACACAUAUAUAAUUAUAUAUACAUAUAUACAUACAUAUAUAUGUAUGUGUGUAUGUAUAUAUGUAUGUAUGGAUGGAUGUAUGUGAGAUGCUAUACAUCUAGGGCUAUUCUAAUUCUUUUACACAUGUCUUGUUAUUUUCCCCCUUUUCCGGGGCUAGAGAGUUGUGGAUUAUGAAAUGAAGCUCUGCUUCCUUUACGAUAUCUAUAUAUCUAUUAAAAGAUAUGGUCUUGGACUCUUUUUUA
This is a messenger RNA of Phoenix dactylifera (date palm), 1314 nucleotides long. Its product is annotated as NEP1-interacting protein 1-like. The record is from RefSeq and is a predicted model, not a curated record. Lineage: Eukaryota; Viridiplantae; Streptophyta; Magnoliopsida; Arecales; Arecaceae.